AUGUCUUCUAACAAAAAGAGAUCAAAAGAAGAUAGUGAUGACGAUCAUUCUAAUGAAACUUUUGUUGAGUAUGGAACAGAGCUUCCUGAUAUAACUACCUCAGGUGAACAAGACAAAGGAAAGUUUCAGCCUGUUUGGAAACAAGAAGUUCGCGAUGAACAAGGCUUGAGACGUUUCCAUGGUGCUUUCAAAGGCGGGUGGUCUGCGGGUUACUUUAACACGGUCGGAUCUAAAGAAGGGUGGAGUCCUUCGACAUUUGUUUCUUCACGAAAGAACAGAUCGGACCGUAAGGAUUUUAAACCAGAAGAUUUUAUGGACGAUGAAGAUCUCGAGGAAGUGCUCCAAAAUCAAAAACUUGUUGCCACCGACGAAUUUGAUUCUUUUGGUUCUACAGAACGCGAAUUAGAGAAGAAGCGUAUGUUAGCUAGUUCUAUGGAAGCAAGCGGAAGUGUGUUAGGUGCGUUACCAGACAAAUUUAUUGACGAUUUGGUACUACCUAAUAAGGACCCUGUAGGCGUUCGAUUGUUAAAAGCAAUGGGUUGGCGAGAAGGUCAGGGCAUUGGUCCUCGUAUUUCAAAGAUUCAAAACGACGAUUCAGAAUUUCUGGAGUCUGAUAUGAGUACCUUAUUUGCUCCUAAGGACACUGAAAUAAUAAAUUUUGACCAAAAAAGUAACACUUACGGUCUCGACUUUGAUUCUUUCAAGGAUGCUCCUGAAUUCAUUCCUCAAUCUAGCAACAUUAAAGGUGACAGUUAUCUUCAACGCAAAAAAGUUCAAAAUUCCUUAUCCACACGAGGGACAACUAAUUUUGCUGAUGAGGAUACAAUGGUCAUGGGAGGAAAAAAUUUAUCUAAAUAUCCUAAUAAAAGUCAAGGAAAAAAGUUAUCAAGUGAUAAACUGUGUCAUGACGGAAGUUCACCUUUACAAGGAUUUGUAUUGGCAUCACGUCCUGUUCCACUCGAUAAAUGGUUUGCUCCGCCAAUUUUACCACAAGGGUUUGUACCUAUACAUGAACUCAAUUCCGAAGCAAUAGAGAAGAAAGAUACACCAGUCUCAUUUCAAAAGAGCAAACAUCAGAAACAGACAACCUUAGCUAUUUUGGCUGAACAGCGUGGCGAGUUAUUAGGAGAAACUCCGCUGAAUGCCCCAGCUCGAUCAGUUUUUGAUUAUGUUUCCCGGAAGGAUAAAAAUAGAUUGGAUAAUCUAAUUGAGUAUAUGAUUGAUACUACGGGCGAUGUAAAGAAACAGCCUAGUGAAUUAGAAAUUCCGAAAGUGGAUAAAGACGUUGCUAUAGCAGCUUUGCAAGGGUUUAUUCCAUUUGAAAAUGAUAAGAAGAAACAGGCAAGGUACAAACAGUUUUUAGAGGUACAGGCUGAAUUGAGUGCUACUCCUUUGAAACAACAUGAGGGUUUUACCAUUGAACAAUAUAUCAAAGAACUUGAUGAAUUCGCGCAAUCUGCGAGAAUAUUUCGUCCGAUGUCAAAAAUGAUGGCAUCCCGUUUUACCAAUGCAAAAUCCGUAGAUGAUGCUCAACUUCCAGAAAAAGAUACUCGGUUUGCUUCCGAGUCUUCUUUCAAAAUACAUCAGGAUGAUGCUAAUAUUCAAGUUCCUUUAGAGUCAGCCGGAUCAUCAGCCGAAGCUGCAGCUAGGAUGAAUAUGUUUGGGCCUCUUACAAGGGCCAGAACAAAUUUCUAUCCUGCUCGUCUUUUAUGUAAGCGGUUUAAUGUUGCAAAUCCACAUCCCGAUUAUCAAUAUGAUAAUCAAUCUGGAAAAACUCAAAAAGGACAGAAAGAUGUUCUCAGCAAAGAAACCAUGAAUGACAUUAUUGGGAAACAAGAUUCGCAAAACUUUAUGGAAUUUACAAGUUCUAAUUAUAAAAGUCAAGUAAAUAUUGAUGAUGAUAAAGCCGGUACGUUGAGAUCAACCGAUGAUGUCAAGGAAGAAGUUCAGAAAACUAGACCCGCUAUGGAGCUUUUUAAAUCUAUAUUUGGCGAAUCGGAUUCUGGAGAUGAAGAUGAAGCUCCAAAACAUAAGGGUCCGCCAAAUAUGAUUGUCGGAGCUAUGAAAGAGACAAACUUGAUUGAGGAUGAAAAGUUAUCUCCUGCUCCGUCAGAAACUAUAGAAGCGGCAGCUACCAUACCAUUUCGACCAAUGUUCAAAAAGAAAACAGAUCGUUUAAAAAAAGUAUUAUCCAACGAAUCAACAGAAGGAUCGCAAUCACAGUCGAUAGCUCCUAAGGGAAGGAAAAAAGGACCCGUAACUCGAGUAACGUUAUCAUUCGAUGAUGAUUCAACGAUUGGUCCAUCCGUAAAACGGAAACAAACUGAAACUAAGUCAAGUGAGAAUGAUAGUUCUUCGUCAGUGGAGUCUGGCGAAAAAAAUGAUUCGUUAUCACGUCGUGAACAUAAUAAGCAUUCUCAUAGUCGUCAUAAACAUUCAUCAUCUAAGAAACGUAAAAAGAAAAAGAAACACUCAAAAGGUUACGAUAGUUCAAAGAAAAAAGAUAAAAAGCGGUCAUUCGAAGAUAGUGAGGACGAAAGAAUUAAAAGCGAUAAAAAGAAGAAACGUUAUGGAGAGGAAGGUGGUCAUGAUAAAAGUGGAAAAUACCAUCCCAAUAAAAAUUAUCAUCAAGAAGUAACAAAACCAGUGGUGGAUAAAGCGAAGGAAGUUACAGAUGACAAAAAAUUUGAAGCGCAUUCAGAAAGAUUAAUAGAAAGUAUAAUAGAUAAACGGGAAGAACCAACCUAUUUAACAAAAUCAAAAGAAAAACAAAUUACUUCGCCGCGACCAAGAAAUGACAAUAAAAUGACAAAUACUAGUAGUCGGCCAAGAGCAAUGGAUUUAUGGUGA
Funneliformis mosseae is the source of this 2850-nucleotide messenger RNA. NCBI's taxonomy places the organism in Eukaryota, Fungi, Glomeromycota, Glomeromycetes, Glomerales, Glomeraceae. The record is from the annotation of a GenBank genome assembly.